CAGGAUCUGCGUCCCGUGGCGAAGGGGGAUUGGGUGGGAGGGUUGGAAACUGCGCGUCAGGCGGGUGUUGCGGAGGGGCCAGGGAAAUGGGGCCCAGUGAGAGUUAGAAGAAAUGAGCGGAGCAGGGGUUAGGGAGGGAAGCGGGAGGGGAGGGAAGGAAAAGGGAUUGGUAGGAGAGAUUGGAAAGGUGGCCUUAGGGGGAGGUGGGAAGAACCGGAGAGAGGCAAGCCCAGGAAGCAGGGAGGAGAGUUGGGGCCACCGUAAAGGACAGGAAAGGUCGGGGCUGUGGGAAGGCAUCCCGAAGGGAGGUCCUGGGUGGAAAGUAUGAAGUGGAGGUUGGGAGUCUAAAUGAGAUGUUCACGGCGGAGGAGGAAAGAAGCCUAGUUGGGAGGUCAGGGGUCAUGAGGGUGAUGGGAGGGGCACCAGUCACUGGAGGUGAAGGAGCUGCAGUUGGCGGGAGCUGAGGAGAACUUCUUUCUCAGGGUGAGGACUGAGCUUGAUCUUCGGGCAGGAAGAAAGAUGUCAGAUGAAGAUGAUCUGGAUGACUUUGAGCCAGACCAGGAUGAUCUUGAAAAAGAAGAUGAUGAGAAGGAUACAGAGGAUUGGGAGGACUACAGAAAAGAGGGGGAAGAAUACUCUGAGGAAGGACCUGACAGACAUCUCCUUGCUGCGCUCCUACAUCCAUCUGCGCUAUGUGGAUGUUUCUGAGAACCACCUGACAGACCUGUCUCCACUCGAUCACCUCACCCACCUGCUCUGGCUCAAGGCCGAUGGCAAUCGGCUGCGGAGUGCCCGGUUGAAUGAACUGCCCUACCUGCAGAUUGCCAGUUUUGCCUAUAACCAGAUCACUGACACUGAGGGCAUCUCUCAUCCUCGUCUGGGAAGCCUGGAUCUCAAAGGGAACCGCAUCCACCUUGUGACAGGUCUCGACCCCCAAAAGCUGAUCAGCCUGCACACACUGGAGCUUCGGGGGAACCAGCUGGAAAGCACCCUGGGAAUCAACCUCCCUAAGCUGAAGAACCUCUACCUGGCCCAGAACUUGCUGAAGAAAGUGGAAGGCUUGGAGAACCUAAGCAAUCUCACCACUUUGCAUCUUCGAGACAACCAUAUUGAAACUCUGAGUGGCUUCUCUGGGGAAAUGAAAUCACUGCAGUACCUCAACCUGAGGGGCAACAUGGUGACCGACCUGGGGGAGCUGGCCAAGCUUCGGGACCUGCCCAAGCUUCGAGCCUUGGUGCUGUUGGACAACCCGUGCACGGAUGAGACCGACUACCGCCAGGAGGCCCUGGUGCAGAUGGCACACCUUGAACGCCUGGACAAGGACUUCUAUGAGGAGGAGGAGUGGGCUGAGGCCAGUGAGAUCCGUCAGAGGCUGAAGGAGGACCAGGAGCAGGAGGCUGAUCCUGAGCACGACGAGGAGUCAGACCAGCAAUCCAGCCACUGACAUAGCAGAAAUUCUUCUAGCCUCCAAAGAUAGAGAUCAAAGACGCUGGCUCCCGCGCCUGACCAGCUCCAGUGAGGGGCCCUGGCGCUCAGACCCCGCGGUGGAGACAGAGGAUGCCUCCUUCUGCCCCAGAUCUCGAAACUCAUCACAGCCUAUGACCCAGGCUCUGUGCCAGUCACCUGGCCAGUGUGGGAUGCAGGGUGGGGUGCGUGGGGCUGAGCUCUGCCUAGAGCCUAGGCAGGGGGCAGCCCUCAGCUAGGUGCGGUGGGAGCCAGGCCCUCGUGCCCCACAGGAGUGCAGGUAGGGCAGCCUGGGGUGUUAGGAACAGUUCAGUUUUCCAAUAAAGAGACAUUUUGAUA
Lemur catta (Ring-tailed lemur) is the source of this 1803-nucleotide messenger RNA. RefSeq names its product leucine rich repeat containing 23 (gene LRRC23). The transcript is spliced from 6 exons. Gene Ontology annotation, molecular function: protein binding. The record is from RefSeq and is a predicted model, not a curated record. Bases 527 to 1444 code for a protein of 305 amino acids. Lineage: Eukaryota; Metazoa; Chordata; Mammalia; Primates; Lemuridae.